AUGGCUUUCCGUGUAUCAGGUGUUAUCAGGUGGGCGUCAUUUUCUCCAACACAUGCAGUCUCCAAGAGAGUUGAAGUACUAAAAGGGUAUCUUGGAGUGUAUGCUGGUGAUGAGAUGAGGCGGUUCAUGAUUCUAAAUGCAACAAUAGGAUGGCCCCAUAUUCCAAUUGAUCCCAACUGUUUGCAGCCUGAGACUGAUGAGACCAAGAACUUAUGGCUCCGUCCUACAGGACUUUAUAGCUCUGGAACAACGUUGAUAAGAAGAGAACCAACAUUGGAUGCAUGUCCUUAUCAUGAGGCAUUAUGA
This is a messenger RNA of Sphenostylis stenocarpa, 306 nucleotides long. The record is from the annotation of a GenBank genome assembly. Lineage: Eukaryota; Viridiplantae; Streptophyta; Magnoliopsida; Fabales; Fabaceae.